Molecule: messenger RNA, 2700 nt
Organism: Pseudocercospora fijiensis CIRAD86
Lineage: Eukaryota; Fungi; Ascomycota; Dothideomycetes; Mycosphaerellales; Mycosphaerellaceae
Exons: 3
Coding region: 1-2700 (899 amino acids)
Biological process (GO): positive regulation of DNA-templated transcription
Cellular component (GO): mediator complex
Source: RefSeq, a predicted model, not a curated record
AUGGCAGACCUGCCCGAUGCUGCAAUGAUGGACGGCACAAUGGACGAUCUGUUUGGCGAGGCGCCGGUCGGCCUCGAUGGUAGCAUUGCCAUGCCUGCCGCGCCUCUCCCAGCAUCCUUGGUCUUGCGGAUCGCAGAAAUGCAGAGCCGCGGGUGUUGCACGAAGAUCGCAUGGUCCAAUACUGGAAGUAUCGCGCAAAUAUCGCCCGAUGGCACUCAAAUCACCUUUCGGACCAUGAUAAGACACAAAGAGACUGCCGCCUGGACCAUCAGUGAUGCCUCCAAUUAUCCUUUCAAGGCGCCUGAGGGUCGAAAGUUCGUGCACAUCCAGUUCAGUGGCAUCGGCCUGGAUCUCGUCGUAGUGGAUGAUGCCGGUCAUGUGCACCUGCCCUCGGUGUUUGGCGCCAUUGGCAGAAUGAGCACGACGCAGGGCGAGUUGGCCAGAGACGAUUCCAAGCACGAGCUCAAUGCAAUCGUCGGUCUUCAUUGGCUAGCAUUGUUCCCUGCAGAGUUCCGAGGUCCUUACAUCGAUGCAGCGCACAAGAAUGGUGAUCGAUGGGAUGCGACAAUCAAGUUGCGCGACCAACAAGGCCUUCGAGCUCAUCAUCCUGCAGAAGGAAGGCACGCCUUUCUUCACAUCAGUCGCUCUACUGAGCUCACUCUGUGCUAUCAGAAUGAGGGCCAAGGCUGGCAGUCAACCAGUGUAAUGCUGGACACACUUCGAACCUCUGACGGACUCGUCACACACGCUGCUCUUGGCGAAGAUAAUUCCGAUCUUCUUGCAGUCACCUACGAUAGUGCAUCCCGGCUGCGGCUGUACAGAGUAUCGAUCGUGUGGAAUGCUUCGCAGCAGAGUCGUGGACCUGGCGUCAAUAUUCUAAGGGUCGAACCAACACUUGACGUCCAUCACUUGACUGCAGUCAACAACGUCCGACCACAGCAGAUCGACGCGGCUAAGCUGACCCAUCUGCGAAUCAUACCUCAAGUAGCGGAAACUGCACAGCAAGUCCCGACACUUCCAAACAUCCUUGCCAUCUUCACCCAUGCUGCGUUCCCAGCGCAUGCAUCACCAGACCAAAGCUCUACAAGCGUCAUCGCUAGAUGGAGCGUAGAAACAUUUGCACCCACCUUACACGAGAGCUUCACCAAACUGAAGCCUGGAAGCAACACCAACCAGGUCCUCAACCAGAUUACCGUGCUCAAGAGGCAACCUGAUAUUCCCACCAAUGGCAAGGUCAUUCUCACAUUUGAAUCGCAGAUGUUUGAUACAAUUUUGGCCUUCGCGAAUAGCGAUGGCAGCCUGGACCUUCGAGAUCGUGUUACCAUGGAACCUCUGGGCCCAUUUGGGAGCACAGAUACGGUGUCCAACCUGCACCAGAGUGGCUUCGACCAUGUACCUGGCGAACACAACUUACACAUUGCCAUGUCUGGCGAUGGCAGUGGCCUCGUAUAUGUUCGAGUUGACAAGAAGGUUGAGGCUCAGUGCAUGAAGCUGACUCGCGGCUGGCACAUUGUGGAUGAUGGCAUUAGCGAUGACCGUCCCUAUAUUGAGGCCGCUGCAGUCUGCAUAGCGCGACAGUUCGCUUUCUUAUGCUACAAUAACAUCGCAAACGAUGAAACACUGGCACUUCUUCCACCAGAUGCUUCACCAGAACUACGCUCGCUGGUCGUGAAGAUGAUAUUCCGAAUGCUGAAUAGGAGUCCCGACAUAUCGAUGCAUGAAAAUGGCCGUCAGCAAAUGAUUGUGCUCAAAGAACCGCUUGUGCCGCGCUGCUUGAGUGCGCAACUCGCGCUUGGAACCAAUCCGAUGACUGGCGAACGAAACUUCGCGGCGCAAUACGCUCUCACCAUCUUGAACUUACGCCUUGCUGGAACAGCUCUUGCCUCCACUUGUGGACGUGCUGAUGUCAAACAAAUCUCGCCGGAGGCUGUCCACUUUGUCAGAGGCAUAGUCCGAUGGUGUAUGGACUUGAUAGUGUACAUCGUCAACACCAUCGUCACAAUCAAGCGAGAUGUCCAGGCUGGGUCAUCUGCGAAAGAAGUCAUCGAUAAACUUGCCUCCACCAGCGGCAAUCCUGCCCUGCAUGUCUUACUGUGCAGUUUUUCGCGUGCGCUGGUCCGCUUCCAGACCAUAUGGGUUGUCAAAUACCUCCAGUGUCUCCAACACGUUGUCCCUCGAACCCGUUCCGUCAUAGAGAGGCAAGAAAUGGAGGCCAUCUUCUCUUUAGCCGGUCAGCUACCAUUCAAACUACAGCAAUUCGAAGGCAUGGUCGCAGAACUCGACCAAGCAGUGAGACAAGCAUUAUUCACCAAAUCCAACGUAUCCUUGGAUCGGAGAGGCGAAUUGGAAAUCAACAUGAUGGUCGAUGGUACAAUCCCUCCAGAACUCGAGCCUGCCGUCAACAGCUUGCUCGAAAACACGAUCCCGAAGCUUACAGAGAACAUGGAUCUGGGCAAGUUGCAUUUCUAUGACACCAGCUUUUUGCAAUUGGCGAAUAGCAAGAGACCAAAGAAUGGCAGAAUCCUCGAUGUGCUGAGAAAGGUGCAAGUGCCACCAGACGCCGCACUCAGAGUAUGCCGAAGGUGCGGUGCAGAGAUGGAGGAUAUCGCUCCGGAAAAGCUGAGACAGGAGCCUUUUGCCGGAUGGUUUCAGCAUGCGCAGAGGCACUGUGUGUGUAUGAACUACUGGCUUGUGGUUUAA